AUGCCGAAGAAGCCCGUAGUAGAAAAGAAGCAGGAGAAAAAUGAUAAGUUGAAGAAAUCCUUGGGCGCUGCGAUAACCCCAGAACCGUCGGCUUCAGACGAAGAAGACGAGCCUGAAGAGGUGAUGAUGAUACAAACUCCAUGGAUGCAAGUGUACCUGGCAUACAUUACAAGGAAAGAAAUACCGGAGGACCCAAUGGAGGCGCGAAGGUUUAUCAGGAGAUGCAAAGCAUUUACAGUGGUUAAGGGAGAGCUAUACAAAUGCAAUAUAUCAGGCGUCCUGCAGAGAUGUGUCACACCCGAAGAAGGACAAUUAAUACUCAAGGAUAUACACGAUGGGAUAUGUGGCCACCACGCUAGCAGCCGAGCAAUUGCAGCCAAGGCUUUUCGAGCAGGAUUCUACUGCCUUUCAGCCAUAGAUGACGCAAAGAAUAUCGUGUGCACUUGUGAAGCAUCCCAGAGGUUUGCCUCCAAGCCACACGCCCCAGCAGCGAAGCUAAUGCCAAUACCUUUGGCUUGGCCAUUCCCCCAAUAG
This is a messenger RNA of Lolium perenne, 534 nucleotides long. RefSeq lists its product as uncharacterized. The record is from RefSeq and is a predicted model, not a curated record. Lineage: Eukaryota; Viridiplantae; Streptophyta; Magnoliopsida; Poales; Poaceae.